UGCAAUUCUCCAAGAAAGCACAUAGACGUCGUAAGACUCGCAACUGCCAAACCGCCUUAUUCUUCAGUUCAACCUUUCAUAUCAAACACCGUCGCCUCUUCCGCCAUCCGCCACCCCCACCUACGGCCCACCUCCACCAGCUAUCCGUAUUUCCUGCCCUGCGGCCAACCUGAAAUUAAACUAUAAAAUCGUGUCCGUUCAAAACCUUUAUCGCUCUUAACUGUGCCCCAUUCUUCGCCGCUGCUUGCUUGAUUCUCUCUUCUAGGGAUCCGAUAGCCGUUUCGCCUUCUCUUCAUUGCAGCGACUGUUUCUCUCAGCUCGAAGCCAGUAGCUUCAGCUCACGUUCAGCUGCCGUAUUGACAUCUGGUGUCUAAGUGUCUGAAGGCUGUAGUUUAGCCAUGAUUUACACAGCCAUUGACACGUUUUACCUAUCAGAUGAGGAGUUAGAGAAUUCCCCUUCUAGGAAGGAUGGGAUUGACAGUGCUACAGAAACUACAUUAAGAAUCUACGGAUGCGAUUUGAUCCAGGAGAGCGGAAUUCUCCUUAGAUUGUAUCCUUUUCUUCACAAUUUUUCUGUUUUUCUUUUUUGGUGCGUUGUUUAUGUACUUUUCUUAAGGUAAAAUAUUAAAAGAAGACAGCAUGGGAGCAUCCUUAUAUGUUGUUGCAGCCUCGCAACAUAAUUAUAGCCAUGCAGGAUACUGAAAUCUCAUACUACAAUAGCUCCUUGGUCAAUGAGAAAUUGUUUUCCUUCACAGAAUAUCUCUUAGACCUCAAGCUGUCAUGGCCACUGGACAAGUCUUAUUUCAUCGAUUUUAUUGCAAAAAAUCAUUUGCUCGUUUUAAUGUGAAGAGAGUUGCUGCAAGCUGUGUCUGGCUUGCGUCAAAGCUUGAAGAAAGUCCUAGAAAGGCUAGACAAGUUAUUCUUGUUUUCCAUCGUAUGGAAUGUAGAAGGGAAAACCUACCAAUUGAACAUCUGGAUACCUCUGUGAAGAAAUAUGUCGAUUUGAAGUCUGAUUUGGUCAGAACAGAGAGACACCUACUAAAAGAAAUGGGCUUCAUCUGCCAUGUGGAGCACCCGCAUAAAUUCAUAUCUAAUUACCUGGCAACACUUGAAACACCAGCUGAACUAAGACAGGAAGCAUGGAAUCUUGCAAAUGACAGCUUGCGUACUACUUUGUGUGUGAGAUUUAAAAGUGAGGUGGUAGCUUGCGGAGUUGUGUAUGCAGCGGCUCGUCGAUUUCAAGUACCCUUUCCUGAGAAUCCUCCUUGGUGGAAGGUAUUUGAUGCUGACAAGUCUGGGAUUGAUGAAGUUUGUAGAGUACUUGCCCAGCUGUAUAGUCUUCCUAAGGCGCAGUACAUUCCUGUGUGCAAAGAAGGAGGUUCAUUUGCUACAUCCAACAAAUCAUUGGAUACAUUGGCUCAGGCGCCAAAGGAAGGAUCUUUGACUAUCCCUCCGACAGAUGAAAAUAGUAAAAGUCCAAAGGCUCCAUCUACUGGAGGGACCCAAGAAUCAGGAAAAGAUGUGCCUUUACAAGAUGCUGUAGAGAAAUUGAAGGACUCCAAGAAACUUAACGACUCUGGAAGUGUGGCUCCUUUGAGUGAAUCAAGAGAUGAACCUCAUUCAAAAUCAGUACCUGAAUACAGAGCCAAGGCAGGCAAUGGAAGAGACGAAGAUAGGGAAAGGGAAAGGAGAAAAGAAAGGGAAAGGGCAAGGGCUCGGAGCAAGGACAGGGUGCCAUCUCGGAAUCGUGAAAGAGGAAGGGAUUCUGAUCGGGAUUUGGAAAGAGAUGAGAUCGACAGAAACAGGGAAAGCAAUGAUAGGGGUCAUCGUUCGAGGAGUAAAGGACAUGGUGAGAGAUCAAAGCAUCAUACUUCUCGAGAUCGUGAGUAUUACAGUCAUUCAACAAAGGAGACAGAUCGGCGUCGGCUUCGUUCAUAGGCGUAGAGCAACCUGUGCCGGCGGUGAAGAGGCUCUGGCUGCAUUAGGAGCUCGUUGCCCUUUUGUGAUACGUGGAGUUGAGACUCCAUGAAUUUGGUAGGAAUGGAAGUAGGAACCCCUAGAGUUGUAACAACUCUUUCAGCGGACAAUGUAUCCGUAAUAUGAUGAGGAAGGGGAGUAUCUUGGAAUUGGCAAUUCCACGUAAAAAAUGAUGAUAAUUCGUCAAGUGCGUGAUUAACUGUGCAGUAUAACUAAUGAGAGGUGACCCGAUAGCCAUUGAUAAAUGUUUGAAACCCAUAAGACACGACUGUUUAUUGUAGUUACAAAUAGCUUGAUAUUUUCUAAGUUUACAUAGUUUAAUCAAGAUUCUAUCGACUGUACCCUGUUCAAAGUAUACCAUACAAAUGGAAAUCAAAGUUGGGAUUGCUAUCUUCUGGGCUGGAUCCUGCAAGGCAAAGUAUAUGUCAUGGAACAAGUGGAGUUACGAUUAAGUGGUGUUAAUUGUUUGCAUAUUAGAAGAGAGUGCAGAUAUGGUGCAUGUUUACUCAAUCGUACGGAGUAUUAUAUUUGUGAAAUGAAAUUGAUUCGUUUGUGUUACGUUUACUAUAAAUGAAUGUUUGUAUAUAUAGUCACAAAAUUUUUGGGGAAUCAUUUAGAGGCUGUUUGUAUAUUAAAGACCAGAGGGAGUAUUUCGCAAUCAUCAAUUUUAAUAAUCAACGUAAUAA
Molecule: messenger RNA, 2663 nt
Organism: Oldenlandia corymbosa var. corymbosa
Lineage: Eukaryota; Viridiplantae; Streptophyta; Magnoliopsida; Gentianales; Rubiaceae
Source: the annotation of a GenBank genome assembly